Molecule: messenger RNA, 2956 nt
Organism: Rhopilema esculentum
Lineage: Eukaryota; Metazoa; Cnidaria; Scyphozoa; Rhizostomeae; Rhizostomatidae
Product: prolyl 3-hydroxylase 2
Biological process (GO): collagen metabolic process
Molecular function (GO): protein binding; iron ion binding; L-ascorbic acid binding
Source: RefSeq, a predicted model, not a curated record
GUAGGUCAGGCCCUCAGGAGAAUAACGUAAUUAAAGUUUGUGUGGGGACAAGAUGGUGCCUUGCGUUGUAUUUCUCCUCUUCUGCCUAAAUUUACAAGUCUUUGCAGGCAUCGAAGACAUAGAUUUAAGGUAUACACAGCCCGCAGCAACGUUUGACGAACUGUACAGUGAUGCAGUGCAGUUGUACUCGAAUGAAUCUUGGACGGCAGCCAUUCGAUCUCUGCAACUGGCUUUGGCCGAUUACAGACAUGAACGUGAGGUCAGGGCAAACUGCAACAUUAACUGUAAAGAGAAAGUCGAUAAAAGUGAAAUACUGAGAAGAGGAAAGUUCGAUGGAGGUAUCUUGGUGCUAUACUAUGUAAUACGCGUUAGGAGAUGUGCAGAUCUGUGCCAAGAAAAGUUCAUGGGUAGACGUGCCCCUAUAGCAAAAUACAUAAGGGAUGCUUUUGAUAAAAGAGAACCUUAUAAUUAUCUGCAGUAUUCAUAUUUCAAGCUUAAGGACUACAAAAAUGCAGCCUCCGCUGCACUCACUUACGUGGAGAGACAUCCAGCAGACAGUGUCAUGCUAAAAAACCUGCAUAUGUUUGCAGGAGCAAAGUACAAUGUGAGCAUCGAUAACAUACAUUCAAUGGAAAGGCAGCGUUUUGCUGAGCUUUACCAUCAAGGUGACAAAGAGUAUGAAGAAGGAAAGUUCCCUGAAUGCAUACAAAGUUUUGAAGAAGCACUGGAUGAAUUUUACAAGGCCCACAAGAAAUGCCUUGCCUUGUGUGACUUCCAGCAUGAAAAACACCAGGCCUCAUUCUCUGUUGGAUUCUUCCAGCAUUACAUUGCAGUUGUUCAGUGCAGAUUGGCAUGCCGUGAUGAGCUAUCAUUCGUGCGAGGGGCAAAGUUUGAUAAAUACAUUGAAAAUCACUACCAUUAUUUGCAGUUUUGUUAUCAUGAAAAGGGAAAAGUAAAAGAGGCAGCUGAGAAUGCAAAAACAUACUUGCUUUUUCAACCAGAAGACCCAAUAAUGAUUGAAAACUUCAAGUAUUAUCUGAAAGCACUGAAUUUAGAUGCGUCAGAUGUAGCAGUGAGGAAGAGAGCUAAGACAAUGCUAGAUGAAAGGAGGUUUGAUGAAAAACUCUUGGCUGUUGCAAAGUUUUAUGCAAACCCAGAUGUUGUUUUUGAUGAUGAAAAUAAAGAUUUUGCUGCCUUGGAGGAAGAUGAGAAUCUUAUAUUUAGUGACGAUAAAGAUCAAGAAAAUGAAGGAAAACCUAAAGAUGAAAAAAGUAGUGAAAAGGCUGAAAAAGAGAAAAGUCCAAAGAAAUUGUCAAAUAUUGUUAAGAAAGCUAAAAAAUGGCAAAAACACAGUGAGUUCAAGGGAAUCAAGCUGUUCAUGGAAGACAAGCAGUUGAAUGGCACAGGAAGAUUUGUUAUCGACAACAUGGCUUCUGAGGAAGAGUGCAAAAUCUUGUCGGCUCUUGUUAACAAAUUGGUCAAUAUAAAGACAAAAUCAGCUGCGAAUGACUUUUGCGGAGAAGAGGCAAAUGGAAAUACAUCAGCAGGCCAGCAAACCUUUAUCUUUAAUUGGAAUAAACAGAAUAAACUAUCAGAUUUUGGUGAUGGGUACAAACAUAACCAUCCUGAUCCAAAACACCCGUUCACAGAGAAGGAGUCUUUUGAAGGAGUCAACAUCAAAGAUGCUGUUUUGGCAGCUGUUAAUGGUGAUAUAUCUCUGGAAGAGGCAGAGAUCUAUGUAAACCUAAGUGACAAAAUGAGAAGCUUCACAGAACAAUACUUCGAGCUGAAGCAGAAAUUACACAUUGCAUAUACCCAUCUUGUUUGUAGAACGGCUUAUUCUGAAGCUGCAGCUGGUGAUCACAUAAGCCACCCGGUCCAUUCGGAUAAUUGUAUUCUUGGUUUGGAUGGACCUGGAACUUGUCCCAAAGUGUCACCAGCUUACACUUGGCGUGACUUCAGUGGAGUGUUGUACCUCAACGAUGGUUUCGAAGGUGGAGAAUUUAUAUUUGCACAUCCGAAUGGAACACAACAGGCAUCUGUCAAACCGAAAUGUGGCCGCAUGGUUGCCUUUAAGGGAGGACUCGAUAAUAUUCAUGGCGUUCUUGGAAUUAGGACCGGAAGAAGAUGCGCUUUGCCGCUCUGGUUUACUCUCCAAGAGGACAAGAUUGAGGACAACAGAGGAAAAUACCAGAAAAUAUUGAGUAACCUUCGGAAAGAAAAGAAUGAACUCCGGGCUACUGAAGGAUCGGGAAUUGAGUUUAAAACCGAACUUUAGGGCGUCUUCCGGAUAUCAUUUAGUUUGGUUGAAAUUGAGGGCAGCCAGGCUUAAGGCAGUUGUUUUAGCCAGUUUUUAAAGCUAUGGUUUGCUCCUUAGAAUGUAGGGCCCGCGCCACUGACCUGAGCUGAAGGGACCAGCAGUGUAAAGAAAGUUUUAUCUUAGCCCCAAUUGUGGCAAACAUUUUGCUCACGCUGUUUUUCUUUUUGAUAUUUGUUCAAUGUAUUUUUUGUUAUCUAAAUGUUUAUCUAUAUAAAUAAUUCAAGCUGAUUUUAAUUUCUCAUUUAGCGAAAAAUUUGGAAGGCCAUGGUCCUUCUGGCCCCCCUUUGUGGCGCGGGCCCUGUCAAUGCAAGUGACACCUGGAGAGCAUUUUAAGAAAUUUCCAUCCAAAUAAGGGAGGUCUAUUUAGGCUGUUUUUGACCAUUAGGGAUGAAUUUUUUUUACUUAAGUGCAAAAUAACCAGGAAUGUAAAGGCGAUCCUACGAUUUUGCCAAAUUUUUAUUCAUUAAAGACUUUAAAGAUGCCUAAAAACCCUUUUUGGUAUCGUUCAAACAUAUUAAUACAGGAAAGUUUAAGAAAUCUAGAUAAUUUGAUAUUCAUAUGUGAAAUUUUCUUAGUCUUUGUAUGAGGUUGAAUUUUUAUACUUUUUGUAGCAAAAAGACGUUACCAUUUGGUAAA